This is a messenger RNA of Eremothecium gossypii ATCC 10895, 2517 nucleotides long. RefSeq names its product RNA-binding ribosome biosynthesis protein MRD1 (gene MRD1). Lineage: Eukaryota; Fungi; Ascomycota; Saccharomycetes; Saccharomycetales; Saccharomycetaceae. Gene Ontology annotation, molecular function: mRNA binding. The record is from RefSeq and is marked provisional. Bases 1 to 2517 code for a protein of 838 amino acids. Gene Ontology annotation, cellular component: ribonucleoprotein complex; cytoplasm; nucleus. The transcript has a single exon.
AUGUCGCGUGUGAUAGUCAAGGGAUUGCCCAUUUACCUCGAGGAGGCGCGGCUCCGCGCACACUUCCUGAAGAGGCUGCAGCAGCAGGGCCGGGGGAGCGAGGACCAGAUCACAGACGUCAAGAUCGUGAAAGACAAGUCCGGGAACUCCCGGCGGUUUGCAUUCAUCGGGUACAGGUCGGAGCAGGAUGCGUUUGACGCGAUAGAGUACUUCAACGGGUCGUUCAUCGACACGGCGCGGAUCGAGGUGGCCAUGGCGAAGAGCUUCGCGGACCCGCGGGUUCCGACGCCGAUGCGCGAGAAGAGGCGAGAGGCGCUCAAGCGGCUGCGCGAGCGCGAGGACCGGAUACUGGCGGAGAAGCGCCAGAAACAGACAAAGCCGCAGCACGGAAUAGACGCGGAGAUCUCGAAGAACAAGCAGCUGCAGGAGUUCAUCGAGACGAUGAACCCGAAGAUGGCCGCCGCCGCCGCGAACCCGAUGGCGCGCGCGGCGGAGCAGCCGGCAUCCGCGAACCCGCUGCUCAGUGCGCUGCACGGGGCAGAGGACGACGAGGAGGUGGACAUGUUCCAGCUGUCCGAGCAGGAGAGCGACGACGAGUACACGGACCUGCACCAGAGACCGCAGAGCGCAGAGGAGGACGAGCUGGAAGAGCCGGCCGUGGGCCAGGACCUGGACGCGGCGCCGGCUCCGGACGCCGCGGAGGACGGCAUGGCUACCAACCAGGAGGUGUCCGACCUCGAGUGGCUCAAGAACCGCCGGAUCCGUAUCAGAGACGGCGAGGACGCGGAGGCCGCACCUGCCCCGCAGGAGCAGGCGGCGGAGGAGCCUGCUGAGCAAGAGGUGCCCCAGGAGGACGAGGUCUCAGCAGAGGAAGCGGCGCUAACUAAAAUCAGGGCGACCGGGCGUCUGUUUCUGAGAAAUAUCCUUUACGACGCCACGGAGGAGGACUUCAAGCAGCUCUUCAGCCCGUACGGGGAGCUAGAGGAGGUGCACGUUGCAGUAGAUACGCGUACCGGGCAGUCCAAGGGCUUUGCAUAUGUUUUGUUCAAGGACCCGGAACACGCUGCGAACGCAUAUAUCGAGCUGGAUAAACAGAUCUUUCAGGGCAGACUUCUCCAUAUUCUCCCAGCAGACGCCAAGAAAACUCACAGGCUGGAUGAAUUCGAUCUGAAGAACUUGCCCUUGAAGAAGCAGCGGGAACUCAAGAGGAAGGCCACGGCUGCGCAGCAGACCUUCUCCUGGAACUCGUUGUUCAUGAACCAGGACGCCGUCCUCUCCAGUGUGGCGGCCAAGCUGGGCAUGGAGAAGUCGCAGCUGAUUGACCCGGAGAAUAGUGGCUCUGCAGUCAAGCAGGCUUUAGCAGAGGCACAUGUUAUCGGCGAUGUCAGGAAAUAUUUUGAAGCACGCGGUGUCGACUUGACCCAGUUUGAGAAGUUCAAGAAGGUCACUGAACGCGACGACCGCAUUAUUCUGGUAAAGAACUUCCCUCAUGGUACCACUCGCGAGGAGCUAGCGGAGUUAUUCCUCCCUUUUGGGAAGAUAGAAAGGCUGCUGAUGCCCCCAAGUGGCACCAUAGCGAUAAUCCAAUACCGGGACGUACCAGCUGCUAGAGGAGCUUUCACCAAACUUUCGUACAAGCGUUUCAAGGAAGCGAUUCUGUAUCUGGAGAAAGGUCCAAAGGACUGCUUCUCUAGGGAGCCUCGGGGCGAUGAGCUACUAGAAGGCGAUGCCGCACCGGAAGAUGUGAAGGAGAUUAAAAAGAGUGUCGAGGACGUGAUGGAUGCAGACUCCAAAACUCCUUCUUCCGAGGCCACCGCGAUCGAUGGGCCUACCGUGUCCAUAUUCGUCAAAAACCUCAACUUCUCCACGACUUCUGCUCAACUGGCGGAAAAGUUCAAGCCCUUCUCCGGGUUCGUUGUGGCCCAGGUUAAGACUAAGCCAGAUCCAAAAAAUAGCGAUAAGAAGCUCUCCAUGGGCUUCGGAUUUAUUGAAUUCCGUACUAAAGAGCAGGCGGGGGCUGUGAUCGCAGCGAUGGAUGGCGCGGUCAUCGAUGGCCAUAAGAUUCAGCUCAAAAUAUCUCAUAAGCAAAGCAGUCUCCCCAAGACCAGCAAAGGGUCCAAAAAGAAGAUUAGCGGCAAAAUUAUUGUCAAGAACUUGCCAUUUGAAGCUACAAGGAAGGACGUAUUCGAGCUGUUCAGUUCUUUUGGCCAGCUAAAAUCGGUCAGAGUACCCAAAAAGUUCGAUAAGUCUGCCAGAGGUUUCGCCUUCGUUGAAUUCCUACUACCGAGCGAAGCAGAGAACGCAAUGGACCAGUUACAAGGUGUGCAUUUGCUCGGUCGUAGGCUGGUAAUGCAAUACGCGGAACAAGAAUCUGAUGAUGUGGAGGAGCAAAUUUCGAAGAUGACAAUGAAGAUGAAAAAGCAGGCUGCCGUUAGUAAGAUGGGAGCGCUGCGCAACAGUGGUAAGCGGAAAAUAGAUAUGAGCGAUGAUGAGAACGAUGGGUUAAACGGAUUUUAG